This is a messenger RNA of Anopheles darlingi, 3633 nucleotides long. Its product is annotated as nuclear nucleic acid-binding protein C1D-like. Lineage: Eukaryota; Metazoa; Arthropoda; Insecta; Diptera; Culicidae. The transcript has 2 exons. Gene Ontology annotation, biological process: maturation of 5.8S rRNA; regulation of gene expression. Bases 94 to 546 code for a protein of 150 amino acids. Gene Ontology annotation, molecular function: RNA binding; DNA binding. The record is from RefSeq and is a predicted model, not a curated record. Gene Ontology annotation, cellular component: nucleolus; exosome (RNase complex).
GCCUGCGUAAAAACUGCGUUUACCGCGUGUAAAAAGUUAAGAUAAAUUAUUCCACUACCGUUGUACAUUGGAAAACAAGGAAUCUCUGAAGAGAUGGAACAGACGCCAAUUGAAACUCGCUUUGGAGUAUUGUGCCGCGAUGUUGCCUUCAUCCGUAAAGACGAAAAGCUGCAGCAAACGAUUGAGAAGAUUGGCAAAUGCUUGAAGGUAGCCUGCGAAGACUACGACAAAUAUCAUCAGUUUAGCAUCGAAGAAAAGGUCCUGUAUGAUAAUUAUAUUACCUACAGCGUAAACUCGCUGUUCUGGAUGCAUCGAAAACUCACUGGUAAAAUGGAGGACAAUGACGAAAUUAAGCAUGAGUUGGAAAAGGUGCGCUCGGUCAUGGUACGCAUGAAGGAAAUCAAGGACAAUGCCACCAAACCUCAGCUCGAUAGAAAGGCAGCCAAGCGGUUCAUUCGGGCCGGGCUGUACGAUGCUCAACAGCCGCACGGAAAAAAGCCAAAACUGCCUACAAAACUAACUUCAAACAAUGGAAAGCAUUGGUAAUUAAAUAGUGCAUCUCAUAUGUUUGAACAUUGUAUGUACAAUGUACAUACAGUGUCGGACAUAAGUUAAGCAACUUAGUCAAGGUGUAUGAAAAAGUGUUCAAAACUUUAGUUUUCAACCAAACUGUGCAAUUUCCGACUCAACUACUGAAAAGGGUACCUAUUUAGGAUAUUUUAGAAACUGCUGAUUUAUCUAUGCUAUAAGCUUCACUAAUGUGUUUCUGAGAGUUUCCCAGAGUCGCUAGUUUCAUUUCUAUUUUGUUUUUAAUCGCUAGAAUAGAUAUUACGCGACAUUGUUUCGUUUUGAAUGUAACCGAGUGUAUCGGGUGUUCAAAGACAAAAAGAAUACUAAAACUUCAUAAACCUUGACAGAUUUAGCAAGCUUACACGCCAAUAGACUACUACUAUGCAGAAAUUCCACAUGUGAUGAUCAAUAUUUUAUUAUUUUUGCUCCAAAAUAGCCAGUUGCUUAACUUAUGUCGCAUGAAAAAACAAUGUUUUUUUGAAACCAUCGUGCUAAUGCGCUAUUUAAAGAAAAAGUAAUAACUGAAAUCGUCCUAAAAUAUCGUAAAUAGGUACCCUUUCCAGUAGCUGAGUCGGAAAUUGUAUAGUUUGAUUGAAAACUAAAGUUUUGAACACUUUUUCAUACACCUUGACUCAGUUGCUUAACUUAUGUCCGACACUGUAUGUGAUGUUCGAAGUAAUGAGAGUGAUUUUUUACGAGUCACUAAAUGCAAUAAAAUUAAGUCAUCGAACCUUUCAGUCUCAUGUUUUUACAGUGAGAAUACUGCUUGAAAGAUCAUGAGACUAAGUUAAGCCAAGUUAGACAAUAUCGAUUUAUAAUUCUAAAAAUUUAAUUUAAUUAAAUUAAAGAUUUGGAUUUCAUGGUUACUCAAAAUAAUAUGCAAAAGGGAUAAGUAACAACAGCAUUAACAAAAGUAAUGAAAAAUAACUGAUUCCUUCUAAAAUAUGUAUUACAAAACUCAAAACUACAAAACUGCAAACUAUAGUUUGUAGUUUUGGCUUUUCAUUAGAGCAGCGCAGAUGUGAGACAUUAGUGUACCAAAGCUAGAUAUUUUGAAUUUGGGAUAACCUUUCAGUCUCAUGUUUUUACAGUGAGAAUACUGCUUGAAAGAUCAUGAGACUAAGUUAAGCCAAGUUAGACAAUAUCGAUUUAUAAUUCUAAAAAUUUAAUUUAAUUAAAUUAAAGAUUUGGAUUUCAUGGUUACUCAAAAUAAUAUGCAAAAGGGAUAAGUAACAACAGCAUUAACAAAAGUAAUGAAAAAUAACUGAUUCCUUCUAAAAUAUGUAUUACAAAACUCAAAACUACAAAACUGCAAACUAUAGUUUGUAGUUUUGGCUUUUCAUUAGAGCAGCGCAGAUGUGAGACAUUAGUGUACCAAAGCUAGAUAUUUUGAAUUUGGGAUAACCUUUCAGUCUCAUGUUUUUACAGUGAGAAUACUGCUUGAAAGAUCAUGAGACUAAGUUAAGCCAAGUUAGACAAUAUCGAUUUAUAAUUCUAAAAAUUUAAUUUAAUUAAAUUAAAGAUUUGGAUUUCAUGGUUACUCAAAAUAAUAUGCAAAAGGGAUAAGUAACAACAGCAUUAACAAAAGUAAUGAAAAAUAACUGAUUCCUUCUAAAAUAUGUAUUACAAAACUCAAAACUACAAAACUGCAAACUAUAGUUUGUAGUUUUGGCUUUUCAUUAGAGCAGCGCAGAUGUGAGACAUUAGUGUACCAAAGCUAGAUAUUUUGAAUUUGGGAUAACCUUUCAGUCUCAUGUUUUUACAGUGAGAAUACUGCUUGAAAGAUCAUGAGACUAAGUUAAGCCAAGUUAGACAAUAUCGAUUUAUAAUUCUAAAAAUUUAAUUUAAUUAAAUUAAAGAUUUGGAUUUCAUGGUUACUCAAAAUAAUAUGCAAAAGGGAUAAGUAACAACAGCAUUAACAAAAGUAAUGAAAAAUAACUGAUUCCUUCUAAAAUAUGUAUUACAAAACUCAAAACUACAAAACUGCAAACUAUAGUUUGUAGUUUUGGCUUUUCAUUAGAGCAGCGCAGAUGUGAGACAUUAGUGUACCAAAGCUAGAUAUUUUGAAUUUGGGAUAACCUUUCAGUCUCAUGUUUUUACAGUGAGAAUACUGCUUGAAAGAUCAUGAGACUAAGUUAAGCCAAGUUAGACAAUAUCGAUUUAUAAUUCUAAAAAUUUAAUUUAAUUAAAUUAAAGAUUUGGAUUUCAUGGUUACUCAAAAUAAUAUGCAAAAGGGAUAAGUAACAACAGCAUUAACAAAAGUAAUGAAAAAUAACUGAUUCCUUCUAAAAUAUGUAUUACAAAACUCAAAACUACAAAACUGCAAACUAUAGUUUGUAGUUUUGGCUUUUCAUUAGAGCAGCGCAGAUGUGAGACAUUAGUGUACCAAAGCUAGAUAUUUUGAAUUUGGGAUAACCUUUCAGUCUCAUGUUUUUACAGUGAGAAUACUGCUUGAAAGAUCAUGAGACUAAGUUAAGCCAAGUUAGACAAUAUCGAUUUAUAAUUCUAAAAAUUUAAUUUAAUUAAAUUAAAGAUUUGGAUUUCAUGGUUACUCAAAAUAAUAUGCAAAAUGGAUAAGUAACAACAGCAUUAACAAAAGUAAUGAAAAAUAACUGAUUCCUUCUAAAAUAUGUAUUACAAAACUCAAAACUACAAAACUGCAAACUACAGUUUGUAGUUUUGGCUUUUCAUUAGAGCAGCGCAGAUGUGAGACAUUAGUGUACCAAAGCUAGAUAUUUUGAAUUUGGGAUAACCUUUCAGUCUCAUGUUUUUACAGUGAGAAUACUGCUUGAAAGAUCAUGAGACUAAGUUAAGCCAAGUUAGACAAUAUCGAUUUAUAAUUCUAAAAAUUUAAUUUAAUUAAAUUAAAGAUUUGGAUUUCAUGGUUACUCAAAAUAAUAUGCAAAAGGGAUAAGUAACAACAGCAUUAACAAAAGUAAUGAAAAAUAACUGAUUCCUUCUAAAAUAUGUAUUACAAAACUCAAAACUACAAAACUGCAAACUAUAGUUUGUAGUUUUGGCUUUUCAUUAGAGCAGCGCAGAUGUGAGACAUUAGUGUACCAA